AUGUCAAAUUGCUCAAAAAUGGUAGAGGUGCCGUGCCGUCAAUAGAUGUCACGUGUCCUGACUUGCCUUCUCAAUACAAACAAAAAUACUCUCUACCUAAAAAAACACAAUAAACAACAAACGCAUCUUUGGAGCGGCGGUGAGAUUAGAGAAGAAGGGUUUGUGAAAUGGAGUCCAGUGAGGAUGUGGAGAAUCUGAGUAGAGCUAUUGAGAAGCUUCUUCAUGAGAAGAGGAAGAGAGAAGCUUCUGGUGACGCCUUCAUUGAAGACGCUGAUGAUCAGCUUUUCCUCUCUAGCCUUAUCUCUCAGUUGGAAUCACCAAACCCCAAGGGGAAAGAAGAUGUCAUAACCGGAGAAGAAGAAGAAAAAGAAGAAGAAUCUGCAGAUUCUUCACCAUCCAAAGGAAAAAGCGAGGGCCAGAGACAAUUGGAAGAAAGUAUAGAAGAAAUAGCUAAAGACAUCAAGAAGGUGAAGAAGCAGAACAAAAUAACCCAUGUACUUCUCUCGGCUACGAUCAUCCUGACAUUGGUUUGGCAGCUCUCUGAGUACUCCAUGAUUUUCAUGUUGAAAGAUAGAAUAAGCCACCCAGUCAGAUCCAUCGGAGGUAUGCUUAAUGGAAUGUUCAAAGGUAAGUUACGUCCAAUCAAGAACCAACUUGCGGGGACUUCCAACUCCAAUGACCAAAACAACCAUGGGAAUGGAUCACACACUGGACCUCAACUUCAAGUGCCCGAGCUGUUGCGAGAAUUCGGUUUCGACGAUGAAGAAUGAUAGCUUCCCUUUGUGACUCAAUAAUACCAGUUGUUAUUUAGGAACAGGGGUCACCCUCAUUGUUUCUUUGCUUUUAGUAUAAGUAGUUUACUUUUAUAUGAUCAAAAUGCGAAAGAAUAGUUGCUUUCUCAAACUUUUCCACAUGAAAAAGGGUUCCAAAAGAGAACCGUAUUU
This is a messenger RNA of Arabidopsis thaliana (thale cress), 944 nucleotides long. RefSeq lists its product as uncharacterized. The coding region runs from base 168 to 770 and encodes 200 amino acids. The transcript has 2 exons. NCBI's taxonomy places the organism in Eukaryota, Viridiplantae, Streptophyta, Magnoliopsida, Brassicales, Brassicaceae. The record is from RefSeq and is marked reviewed.